Thermothelomyces thermophilus ATCC 42464 is the source of this 1267-nucleotide messenger RNA. RefSeq lists its product as uncharacterized. The transcript has 2 exons. NCBI's taxonomy places the organism in Eukaryota, Fungi, Ascomycota, Sordariomycetes, Sordariales, Chaetomiaceae. Gene Ontology annotation, cellular component: mitochondrion; membrane. Gene Ontology annotation, biological process: mitochondrion organization. Bases 111 to 1046 code for a protein of 311 amino acids. The record is from RefSeq and is a predicted model, not a curated record.
UUUGCCCAGAAAGCUUGCCGAAGCUCUUUCUCCACCGAGCAAACCGAGUAACACCAGACUGUGUCUAGUCGCGAGUCCGACGACAUCACAGCACCUAGCACCUAGGCAACAUGUCGAACCGCAGCCCGUUUGAGGACUAUGCCAACAGGAUCCGGGCGGCUGCGAGGGCGGGCGGCCGUGCAGGCUUUGGGCCGGGCGGCGGCUUCCCCGGCGGCUCUCCCCGUGGCCUCGGCGGCGGUCUCGCCGGGCUCCUCCUCCUCGGCGGCGGCGCUCUGCUCUUCCAGAACGCCCUGUUCAACGUCGACGGUGGCCACAGAGCGAUCAAGUACCGGAGAAUAAGCGGUAUCAGCAAGGAUAUCUACGGCGAAGGAACCCAUUUCGUGAUCCCCUGGUUCGAGACGCCAAUCAUCUACGACGUGCGCGCCAAGCCGAGAAACGUCUCUUCCCUGACCGGCACCAAGGACCUCCAGAUGGUCAACAUCACUUGCCGCGUGCUGUCGAGGCCGGACAUCCAGGCGCUGCCACAGAUCUACCGCACCCUCGGCCAGGACUACGACGAGCGCGUGCUCCCCUCCAUCGUCAACGAGGUGCUCAAGAGCGUCGUCGCCCAGUUCAACGCCAGCCAGUUGAUCACCCAGAGAGAGAUGGUCGCCAAGCUCGUCCGCGACAACCUGUCCCGGAGAGCCGCGCGCUUCAACAUCUUGCUCGAUGACGUGUCGUUGACGCAUCUCGGCUUCUCCCCCGAAUUCACAGCGGCAGUCGAGGCCAAGCAAGUCGCCCAACAAGAGGCGCAGCGUGCUGCCUUUGUCGUCGACAAGGCGCGGCAGGAGAAGCAAGCCAUGGUGGUCAAGGCCCAGGGUGAGGCUCGGUCUGCGGAGCUUAUCGGUGACGCUAUCAAGAAGAACAGGGCGUACGUGGAGCUGAAGAAACUGGAGAACGCCCGGGCGAUCGCCGGGUUGCUACAGGAGGCGGGCGGCAAGAACAGGCUGCUCCUCGACUCGGAGGGCUUGGGUCUGAACGUCUUCGACCAGACGGAGAGGAAGUAAGGGGAAAAGGCGGCGUUUGGAAGGCAUCGCUUGGUGGUGAUGAACAAUCUCUACUGUAUGUUUAAGGGCAAACGGCUAGCAGUCCCUGUGUAACAACAACAUGAUGAUUCUCGGCUUGCACAAGAAGGUGGUGCAUGCGCGGUGGACGACCAAGAGGUAGCAGCAGCUUGCCUGGCUGACAACAAUGUGUUGUCUGGUUGCUUCCCCAUGGCUGCGCGGGU